Paramecium octaurelia is the source of this 838-nucleotide messenger RNA. The record is from the annotation of a GenBank genome assembly. Lineage: Eukaryota; Ciliophora; Oligohymenophorea; Peniculida; Parameciidae.
AUGUCCUGUGUUUUUUACUUUGAGUCAAAUCAGUAUGUUUAAUUCAUAUCCAACCUUUAAUUGCAUUCCAUUAUUUAAAACGAAAAGAAAUGGAACUUUAGAGUUGAUAUUUUAGAAUCCACCAAUCAAUAAAGUAAGAGAUCAAAAAAUCUUAGUUUUGCAAUUAUAAUAAUAAUACAAUAAAAACCAGGAAAAUUUGCAAAAUGUCAUCUAACUAAGUGAAGGAGAAAACCAAUUCUUUGUUUUUGAUUAAUAAAUUAAACUAGUUUAAGAUGAAAGCAACAAAAAAGAAAAUGGAUUAUGCGUCAUUAAGUCUUCGAAUGAAUUAUUGAGAAUUCUUGAUAGUGCAUCAGUAUUUACCAAAAAAUCAAAGAAAGAGGUCAGAGGAAAAGGAAUAGAAUUUACUCACUCAGACUUUACCAUAAAAAUUGGGGAAUUCAAAAAGAAUGCUAAAAAUGCUAUGAUAUUUUAUGUAAGUGUAUUUUGAUCCUAACAAGUGCUAUUAUAAACCAUAUACAAUUCUACCUCCAAAAGAACUUUUAGAAACCUAUCACAAUAUUUAUGCUGCUUAUUUUUCAUAAAUAGUAAAUUUAGUAAACCUCCCAGAAUUUGAUAAUUAUGAACUACAACUAAAAUAUUACAAAGAUCAAUUGACCAGGUUUUAUCAGGAGGCAGAAAAUAGAGAAAACGAGUAUUUUAAGGAUCAAACAAAAAAAGAAUUGGAAUAUAAAAAAAAUUUAGCUAAAAAUAAGUAUCAAUAAUGUUUCAUUUUAGUGUUUAAUACAUUGGAGAAUUGGUAUUAGUACACCAUAUGAUAGGAAUAUUGAAUAUUAAUUGA